UGCUUAAUCUGUGUUUAGUUUACAUAUUGUUGAAAUCGCAGCGUGUUAUGGGUUUUGUGCAGUUUUUCGAAUAAUUUUUAGAAAUAUUAUUUGAAAAUGUACGAUCUGGGAGAUGAUGAUUAUGAAGAAGAGGAGGAGACUGAAGAAAUUUCGAGUGAACUUUGGCAAGAAGCAUGUUGGAUAGUAAUAAAUUCUUAUUUUGAUGAAAAAGGAUUAGUGCGUCAACAAUUAGAUUCUUUUGACGAAUUUAUACAAAUGUCUGUACAGCGAAUAGUUGAAGAUUCUCCACAAAUUGAAUUGCAGGCGGAAUCCCAACAUACUCAUGGUGAAAUCGAUACACCAACUAAGUAUCAAAUUAAAUUUGAACAAAUUUAUUUGUCUAAACCCACCCAUUGGGAAAAAGAUGGCUCGCCAUCACCAAUGAUGCCUAAUGAAGCAAGGCUUCGUAACUUGACAUAUUCUGCUCCACUUUAUGUAGAUAUUACUAAAACUGUUCUUAAAGAUGGUGAUGAACCAGUAGUUACCCAACAUUCAAAAUCGUUUAUUGGUAAAAUUCCUAUAAUGUUAAGAUCUACUUAUUGUUUAUUGUUUGGAUUAAAUGAUCGUGAUUUAACUGAAUUAAAUGAGUGUCCAUUAGAUCCUGGUGGUUAUUUUAUCAUUAAUGGCUCUGAAAAAGUUCUUAUAGCUCAAGAAAAAAUGGCUACUAACACAGUUUAUGUGUUUAGCAUGAAAGAUGGAAAAUUUGCUUUUAAAGCAGAGAUACGGUCAUGCUUGGAACAUUCAUCUCGUCCUACUUCUACUCUCUGGGUUAAUAUGAUGGCUCGUGGUGGACAAAGUAUUAAAAAAUCUGCUAUUGGCCAACGUAUAAUUGCUAUUCUACCUUACAUUAAGCAAGAAAUCCCUAUCAUGAUUGUAUUCAGAGCAUUAGGCUUUGUUGCUGAUAGAGAUAUUUUAGAACAUAUUAUAUAUGACUUUGAUGAUCCUGAAAUGAUGGAAAUGGUAAAACCCUCUUUAGAUGAAGCUUUUGUUAUUCAAGAACAAAAUGUUGCUUUGAAUUUUAUUGGUUCUCGAGGUGCAAGACCUGGGGUUACUAAAGAAAAACGUAUAAAAUAUGCUAGAGAAAUACUUCAAAAAGAAAUGUUACCUCAUGUGGGUGUUUCAGAUUUUUGUGAAACUAAAAAAGCAUAUUUCUUGGGUUACAUGGUUCAUCGUUUAUUAUUGGCAUCUCUAGGUCGCCGUGAACUAGAUGAUCGAGAUCAUUAUGGUAACAAGCGUUUAGAUUUAGCUGGUCCAUUGUUAGCAUUUUUAUUUAGAGGAUUAUUUAAAAACUUAAUGAAAGAAGUACGUAUGUAUGCACAAAAAUUUAUUGAUCGUGGUAAAGAUUUCAAUCUAGAUUUGGCUAUUAAAACUAAACUUAUAACUGAUGGUUUAAGAUAUUCUUUAGCUACUGGAAAUUGGGGUGAUCAAAAAAAAGCUCAUCAAGCAAGAGCUGGUGUAUCGCAAGUGUUAAAUAGACUUACAUUUGCUUCAACUCUUUCUCAUCUUAGGCGAGUUAACUCUCCUAUUGGAAGAGAUGGUAAACUAGCUAAGCCUCGUCAGUUACACAACACAUUAUGGGGUAUGUUGUGUCCAGCUGAAACACCAGAAGGAGCUGCUGUGGGUUUAGUAAAAAAUUUAGCAUUAAUGGCAUAUAUUUCUGUUGGCUCUCAACCUUCCCCUAUUUUAGAGUUUUUAGAGGAAUGGAGUAUGGAAAACUUGGAAGAAAUUGCUCCUUCAGCAAUUGUUGAUGCAACAAAAAUAUUUGUUAAUGGCUGUUGGGUUGGUAUUCACCGCGACCCAGAACAACUAAUGGGUACACUUAGAAAACUUCGACGUCAAAUGGAUAUCAUUGUAAGUGAAGUUAGUAUUAUUCGUGAUAUACGUGAUCGUGAAAUUAGAAUUUAUACUGAUGCUGGGCGAAUCUGUAGACCAUUACUAAUUGUUGAAAAUGGAAAGCUGCUAUUGAAGAAACGUCACAUUGAUAGUUUGAAAGAACGAGAUUAUAAUAAUUAUGGUUGGCAAGUAUUGGUAUCAAAUGGUGUAGUUGAAUAUAUUGAUACUCUAGAAGAAGAAACUACAAUGAUUGCAAUGUCACCAGAUGAUUUAAGACAAGAAAAAGAGUAUGCUUAUUGUACAACAUACACGCAUUGUGAAAUUCAUCCUGCUAUGAUAUUGGGAGUAUGUGCAUCUAUUAUACCAUUUCCUGAUCAUAAUCAAAGUCCCAGAAAUACUUAUCAAAGUGCUAUGGGUAAACAGGCUAUGGGUGUAUAUAUAACUAAUUAUCAUGUUAGAAUGGAUACAUUAGCUCAUGUGCUUUACUAUCCUCAUAAACCUCUCGUAACUACUAGAUCAAUGGAAUAUCUACGUUUUAGAGAACUUCCUGCGGGUAUUAACUCAAUUGUAGCAAUUUUAUGUUACACUGGUUAUAACCAAGAAGAUAGUGUUAUUUUAAAUGCUUCUGCUGUAGAAAGAGGAUUUUUUAGAUCUGUCUUCUUCCGUUCAUACAAAGACUCUGAAUCAAAACGUAUUGGUGAUCAAGAGGAAGUAUUUGAAAAGCCUAAUCGUGCAUCAUGUCAAGGUAUGAGAAAUGCUAUAUAUGAUAAAUUGGAUGAUGAUGGUAUAAUAUCUCCUGGUUUAAGAGUUUCCGGAGAUGAUGUAAUUAUUGGGAAAACUAUGACUCUUCCAGAUAAUGAAGAUGAACUUGAAGGUACUACAAAAAAAUUUUCCAAACGGGAUGCUAGUACUUUUUUAAGAAACAGCGAAACUGGUCUUAUUGACCAAGUCUUAUUAACUUUAAACUCUGAAGGCUACAAAUUUUGCAAAAUACGUGUAAGAUCAGAAAGAAUUCCUCAAAUUGGUGAUAAAUUUGCUUCUAGACAUGGUCAAAAAGGUACUUGUGGUAUACAAUAUAGACAAGAAGAUAUGCCUUUUACAUGUGAAGGCGUGUCUCCAGACAUUAUCAUAAAUCCUCAUGCUAUUCCAUCAAGAAUGACAAUUGGUCAUUUAAUUGAAUGUUUACAAGGUAAAGUUUCAGCUAACAAAGGAGAAAUUGGUGAUGCUACACCAUUUAACGAUGCAGUCAAUGUACAAAAGAUUUCUACUUUGCUUCAAGAGUAUGGUUAUCAUUUAAGAGGAAAUGAAGUUAUGUACAAUGGUUUUACUGGAAGAAAAAUUAACGCACAAAUAUUUUUGGGACCUACUUAUUAUCAGCGUCUAAAACAUAUGGUAGAUGAUAAAAUACAUUCAAGAGCUCGAGGACCUGUUCAAAUUUUAGUGAGGCAGCCUAUGGAAGGAAGAGCAAGGGAUGGUGGAUUACGGUUUGGCGAGAUGGAAAGAGAUUGUCAAAUUGCCCAUGGUGCUGCUCAGUUUUUACGUGAACGUUUAUUUGAAGUUUCUGAUCCUUAUCGUAUUCACAUAUGUAAUUUUUGUGGGUUGAUUGCUAUUGCCAAUUUAAGAAAUAACACUUUUGAAUGUAAAGGUUGUAAAAAUAAAACUCAAAUUUCGCAAGUCAGAUUACCCUAUGCUGCAAAAUUAUUAUUCCAAGAACUUAUGUCUAUGAAUAUUGCACCUAGACUUAUGGUUACCAACUAAUAAAUAAAAAUGUUGUUUUUCAUUUAAAAAACUUAUGAAAAUAUUCAAAAAGAAAAAAGUUAUUCAUAUUAUAUGACAUCCUUUUAUUGUACAUUAUUAUAUUUUACUAUUUAUAUUCUUGUAAAUUUAAAUUUUGUAUAUAAUUAUGUAUAAGCCUAUUAUUUAAAUUUUACAUAGAAUUUUUUUAGACUUAUAAAUAAAAUGGAAUUUUCAAGAAAUUAA
Messenger RNA from Daktulosphaira vitifoliae (grape phylloxera), 3852 nucleotides. RefSeq names its product DNA-directed RNA polymerase II subunit RPB2 (gene RpII140). The transcript is spliced from 2 exons. The record is from RefSeq and is a predicted model, not a curated record. NCBI's taxonomy places the organism in Eukaryota, Metazoa, Arthropoda, Insecta, Hemiptera, Phylloxeridae. Gene Ontology annotation, biological process: DNA-templated transcription. Gene Ontology annotation, molecular function: ribonucleoside binding; DNA-directed RNA polymerase activity; DNA binding. Bases 97 to 3630 code for a protein of 1177 amino acids. Gene Ontology annotation, cellular component: RNA polymerase II, core complex.